Phragmites australis (common reed) is the source of this 3088-nucleotide messenger RNA. RefSeq lists its product as uncharacterized. The record is from RefSeq and is a predicted model, not a curated record. The transcript has 10 exons. Lineage: Eukaryota; Viridiplantae; Streptophyta; Magnoliopsida; Poales; Poaceae. Gene Ontology annotation, molecular function: protein binding. The coding region runs from base 209 to 2776 and encodes 855 amino acids.
GGAGGCAGGGGGGUUUUUGGAAUUUGGCCGCCAUUUGCAUUGCGUGGGUGUGGGGGAAGAGAAGAGAGCAGGCGCAAGAGGACGCGAGAGCAGCCGAGGCCGGGCCGAAGCGGGUGAGGCGACGCCGCUGCCGCGACGACCCGAUCACUCACCCGGUCUACGAUUCGGCGCCUCGUGGGAGCCAGCUUGGCGGCGGUUCCCAGCGAGGAUGAGCGGCGGCGGCGGAGGAGGGGGUGCGAGGGGCCCGGCGGGGUCGGUGCCGGCGUCCGCGAGGAAGCUGGUGCAGGGCCUGAAGGAGAUCGUGAACCGCCCUGACGCGGAGAUCUACGCGGCGCUGCGGGAGUGCGACAUGGACCCAGACGAGGCGGUCAGCCGCUUCCUCUCCCAAGAUACUUUUCAAGAGGUAAAGAGCAAGCGUGAUAAGAAAAAGGAGGUUAAAGAAACACCUGGGCCAAGAUCUCGAGGAGCAAGUAACUCAAAUAGUCGGGCAAUUAGAGGUGGUGCGGACCGUAGUGGACGAAGCAAUUCAGUUCAGUCUGGAUCCAGUGGCGGCAAUUACAUGGCUUCAAGAUCAUCGAUAUUGGGGCCUGCUGUGCCAGCAUCCAAUUCCACUCAGAAGCAACCAGUUCCAAGUUUGUCUGCAAACAAAGAUGUUGUUCCUAAUGAAUCAGUUGGUGCACAACAAUCAUCAUCUGGAUUUCAGCACAAUUGGUGUGGUGUGCCAGGUCAGAUGUCAAUGGCUGAUAUAGUGAAAAUGGGAAGACCUCAGGUAAGGUCUUCUAGCAAGCCUAUGGCUACAACGGACACAUCAUAUGCUGGUCAAAACCCAUCUUUGUCUAGUGCUGUAAAUCAGAACUUGAAACAAUCUGCAAGCACAGCCCCUAGUGCUGUAAAUCAGAACUCGAAACAAUCUGCAAGCACAGCCCUACCGAUAACAUUUGAUCAGGGAUUUCCUGCUCUGCCUGACCCUAUUCCUCAAAUUGUGAAUUCUAGUCAUGCUUCUGCUGAAAACCACCAAACACAUGAGAAUGAUUGGUUUCCACACGAAGAGCCAACAUUAGGAACUCAAUCAGCAGGCAUUGAGGCAUCUGGUGACCCAUCACUACCUCUGGCAUCAUUGGACUCAUCUAUGUUGGUUGUUGACACGCAAGAAAAUUCUCACGCAGAAGAGAACAGCUCAACUGUAGUUAAAUCAGCAAUACCUUCUGAGAGACACUUGGAAAUUCUUGAGGAGAACAAUCAAUUCAAUGAUGAAUUGCGGAACUCUACAUACCAGCCUCAAGUGCAUUCCUAUGUUGAUAAUGAAGUUGAUGUUUCCAAUGUUGAUGCAGAAUCAGCUGUGGCAAACUUUCAGCAUCUAAGCCUACAGAAUGAAGAUGUGGUUGCAAAUAAGUCUGCUGAAGAUAAUCCUGCGGUUAUUCUCCCCGAUCAUCUACAAGUUGCAAAUGCAGACUGUGCUAAUUUGAGCUUUGGUAGUUUUGAAUCUGGUGCCUUUUCUGGGUUGCUUUCGUCAAAGGUCCCUAAAUGCAGUUUGGAGGAGGUGCCUAUUCAAAAUGAGUUCCCAUCAGUUAUUCAAAUAGAUGUCAGGAAUCAAGAUUACUAUGACAAUGGUGCUCUAAAUUCUUCAGCAAAUGAGGAUGUAGAAACCAGAAUUGGUACUAACAUGGAGAAUAUUGAUGUACCUUCAGUUUCAGAGCCUGAUGUAUUGAGGCAGGGUGCCCUAGAUGUGUUUGGUCUUCAAUAUAACCUGCCAUCAGUCUCAAGUCAUGCAUAUUCAAACACAGCACAGCCAAGUACAAGGGAUGACCCACAAGGGAACACGCAAGCACAGCAUCUUUCCCAUUUUUCAAGCUUACUGCAAGCAAAUAAUCUACCCAAUAACUUGUUGGUGUCAAAUCUGGCCCCUCUUCAGGAUUUUGACUUCUCACAGUUGCUACAAACACAGUCAGCUACAAAAUAUAAUCCAUCUGUAGCAACUAGUAAUUUGCCACCAAUCUCCAUACAAGAGACUUUAAAACCAGGAGGCUUCCCCAACACGCGGUCUACACAGAAUCUUCCCAGUACGAGCAUUCCAUCAGGGCUUCCUCUGCAUCAACAAUUGCCUGUACAUCCAUACUCUCAGCCAACUCUACCCCUUGGGCCUUUUGCUAGCCUGGUUGGGUAUCCAUAUUUGCCUCAGAACUACUACGUACCAUCAGCGACCUUCCAGCAAGCGUACUCAAGUAAUGGACCUUUCCAUCAAUCUGCUGCUCCCGCUGUGCCUGGAGCUGGUAUGAAAUAUUUGAUACCGCCACAAUACAAGAGCAGCCCUCCUGCUACAAGCCUACCGCAGCCAUCAUCACACUCCAGUUAUGGAGGGUUUGGAAGCUCAAGUAAUAUUCCUGGAAAUUUCAGCCUAAAUCAGGUUGCCUCCUCCGCACCCACAACUAUGGGGUUUGAUGAAGCUUUAGGCACACAGUUCAAAGAUCCCAAUCACUAUGCGGCUCUACAGCAGAGUGAUAGCUCUGCGAUGUGGCUUCAUGGAGCUGCUGGUUCAAGAGCGGUUUCGGCGGUUCCACCUGGCAACUUCUAUUGUUUCCAGGGCCAGAGUCAGCAGGCCGGCUUCCGCCAGGCACAGCAGCCUUCUCAAUACGGUGGUCUUGGGUACCCAAGCUUCUACCAGUCGCAGGCUGGUCUGCCACUGGAGCACCCUCAGAACCCCGCUGAGGGAAGCUUGAACAAUACCCAGACGGCGCCAUCGCAGCCGUCACACCAGCUCUGGCAGCACAGCUUCUAAGGCCUGUGCUCUCGCGGGAGAAGCCUCUCUACACUGCCAGGUUACCUGUGAGCCUUCAGCCUUGGCAUGCUGCGGCUGUGCCAUGAAGCGUGCAGACUAGCUGAUCUGCCGUGUUGAGCGCUGUUGAGCAGAGGAUCAUCCAUCCAACAACGUCGAAGUGUGUUUUUUUCCUUUUCUUUCUUUUUUGUUUCACUUGUUGCGUGUGUUCUGGGACUAAUUUCAGCUGUCGUGGUUUUACUCGAUAGUGAUGUUGCGGAGGUGCUAUCUUGUAACGGUAAAGUUUUAACUCAACUAACAGAUCUGCUUCCCAUA